AUGUCGACCGUCCCGCGCGCGUGUGGGGCGAGCGCUUUGGGCGCGCGAGGGGUGUGGAGACGGACGCGCGGGGCGGACGCCGCGCGGGCGGGUUCGCGGGCGCCGCGCGCGGGGAACGAGUUCGAGUUCGAUCCGAGCUCGUUGCCGACGUUCGGUGGACGAGGUGGUGACCCUCGGCGUGGUGGUGGGUCACGUGGGGGCGCACCGGGGGGUGGAGGGUUGGUGCUUCCGGGCAUGGAUGGGUUCGACGCCGACGCGGUGCGCACGAAUCCGCUGAGCGGGACGCAAACCUUCUCUAAACCGGGAGGCGCGUCGUUCGUGGAAGGCGAGCGUAAGGGUCCGGCGGGGGUCAUACCGAAGGUUGGUGGUGAACUUCAAGGCGCGUUCGAGCCGUUUAAGCCCCCGGAGACUUUUGAGACGGCAAAAGUGAGCGCCGAGGAGGACGACCCGGAUCGCAUGAUGAUGUUGAUGCGCUCGCGCGCCGGAACGUGGCAUCGAUUGGCCAAGUUUAUUCGCCCGCUCAACGCCAAGGGGUUUCAACCGAACGACAUUUUUGACGUCACCGGGAUCGAACCCAAAGAACAAGCGCUUUGGGUCACGUGGUUGCAGUGCUACGCCUCUUUGAAGGAAGGGGUUAAGUUUCCAGACGAAAAGCUCGAGUACUUCGACGACGAGUACACGGGCGCGCCGAAUCUGUCGCAAAUCAUGUACCUCCCCGCCGCCGUCAGAGCGGUGGCCGCGGAGUUCAUCGUCGAUAACGCGUUCGACUCCGAUCAGUCCAGGGAGUUGGUCAAGGCGUAUGAGAUCAAAAAAGCCGGCGCGUCCACGAUGGCGGCUCGAGACUUUACGAAUGUUCCGGGGGACAUCUUGGCAUACAAGUUGUAUCGGGACAUCUUGGAAUUGCAGCGAUGGCAGGGCGAGGAGGAGGCACAAAGGAUUUACGAGCGCGGGAUCAAGUACGCUCUGAGCGAAUCGGCGAAGGUGCGCUUGGAGCAGGCUGUGCAGAUGUUUGUCGCGCAAAUUAACGGCGGCGCGCCGAGCGGCGCGGGACUGGUCGCCGGCGACGAAAACAUCACCGCCGAGGUUCAGGUUGUUCGUUUGGAGGAGGAGGAGCUCGGUUACAGACCCGUUCCAGUGGUCGGAAACCUGAUCAGGGUGACCAGUGCCAAGAUAAAGACGGCGGGGACGAUUGAAAAGGAUGGAAACCUCUUCGGCGUCUUCUCCCCGCAGUCCAACACGGAGUGGGUCGCGUUGCCCAACUGGGAGCUCUUGGCGUGCUCAAUCACCCCGCUCGCGCUCUUCGUCGACGACACGUCGAAGACGAAUAUGAACGGGAUCAGUGACAAGGCCGAACCGGGGCUUUUGAUCGCCGACCGCGGCGAGCAGACGCCGAGAAUGGGAAGAUAUUACUUGGUUUCCAAAAAGUCAUCCCUCGUGCUCGCGGGGAGCAACGCCGCGGCGGAGAGCGUGGACGUCAUGGAGGGUGCCGAGGUUCUGCAAAGCGAACGCAACGGCAAACCAGUCACGACACUCGCUCGCGUCUUGCUCUGCGUUCGUGCCCCGGGAGGUGGCGUAAGCGACGGCAUGACGACGGAGUUUGUGUCGUAA
This is a messenger RNA of Ostreococcus tauri, 1608 nucleotides long. Its product is annotated as unnamed product. The coding region runs from base 1 to 1608 and encodes 535 amino acids. The record is from RefSeq and is a predicted model, not a curated record. The transcript has a single exon. Lineage: Eukaryota; Viridiplantae; Chlorophyta; Mamiellophyceae; Mamiellales; Bathycoccaceae.